This is a messenger RNA of Acanthaster planci (crown-of-thorns starfish), 2309 nucleotides long. RefSeq names its product cholesterol 24-hydroxylase-like. Lineage: Eukaryota; Metazoa; Echinodermata; Asteroidea; Valvatida; Acanthasteridae. Gene Ontology annotation, molecular function: iron ion binding; cholesterol 24-hydroxylase activity; heme binding. The record is from RefSeq and is a predicted model, not a curated record. Gene Ontology annotation, biological process: cholesterol catabolic process.
AGAUGCAAAAGAACAAAAAUUUACAGUAAUCCAAUUAGAUUUAAACGCUUCAGGCCCACAAUCGGGGAUUGGUUUCAGGGACAUAGCCCGAGACAGAGUUGAGUAUUGGAAAAGCCUCGUCACUAGUUUGUGGCGGUUUGACGGUGAUUUGGUCCCCGCGGUCCGCGCGACCUGAUACUUCACAACGCCGCGCCAGGCCUGACAGGAUCGUAUAUAUAUCGACGAGUCGUCCACGAGCCCCCUGAGCACAGUACUUCAUUCAUAGCUCGGAGAGUGAACAUUAAGGUCUAUCAUGGUGUCUGCUGGUAUGGUUGCCUUGGCAACCGUUUCAUCACUGCUGUCAUUGUCUCUGGUUGCAUUCAUUGUCGCUGUUGUUUUUUUCCACUACCGUCACUGGAAGUACAGUCAUAUCCCUGGACCAAAGAGACGGAGUUUUUUUCUGGGGAAUAUUCCAGACAUAAGGGAUUAUGUAGCCAGAGGCCGAUUAAUGGAGGAUGCUGUCAAAGAUUGGGCUGAUGAGUUUGGGCCAGUUUGCGUUGUUUGGUUAUUACAUGUAAGCAUGGUGUAUUUCCAUGACGUCCGUGUCAUUAAGGAAAUCCUCGUGCUGGAGAAUCUCAAGUAUCGUAAAGGAUGGAAUUAUGAUGGCAUUGCGUCCAUCUUUGGCGCACGGUUUCUGGGCCGAGGUCUGGUGACAGAGACAAAUCAUGAAUUGUGGCUCAAGAGACGGGAAAUUUUCAACCCAGCUUUUAGCCGAAACUACUUGAAGACGUGCAUCAGUCAAUUCAAUUCUAGUUCUGAUUUAUUGGUGGGUUACCUCAAGUCAAAAGCUGAUGGCAAGACAGGUGUUCGACUCAUUGAGGCACUGAACAAGGCCACUAUAGAUAUCAUUGCCAAGGUUGCAUUUGGAUCAGACUUCCACCAAUUUGAUGCAGAGAAGAUCACUUCAUUCAACAAGGAAUUUGACUUGGCCCUCAAUGCGCUGACUCAGCAGUUUGAGAAUCCCUGGACCUGGUGCAACCCCUCAAGAUCAGCACGGGACUAUCGCGCCACGGUCCGCCAGGCCAUCCAGAAGUUAAGAGAGACCGGAAGGAUGAUCAUCCAGAAGCAGAUGAAAGCCUUAGGGAGAGGGGAAGAGCUCAGCAACAACAUCCUGUCCUUCAUCCUUCAAGCCUGCCAGCAUUCGGCGACAGGAGGAUUGGACAUGGAAGAAAUGGUGGAUGAGUUCACCACCUUCUUCCUGGCUGGCAACGAGACAACUGCUAAUCUUUUGUCAUCCACCAUGUUACAACUGUGCCAGCAUCCUGAGGUCAUGUACAGGCUGAAGACAGAAGUAGAUGCCGUAGUUUCCGACAAGGAAUACAUCCCAUAUGAGGAUCUGUCCAAGUUGGAAUACACAGUAGCUGUUCUAAAGGAAACUCUGAGGUUGUGUCCCCCAGCCACCGGGACGUCCAGGAUUUCCACUGAAGACGUGGUGAUUGACGGGGUGAAGAUACCUGCCGGGUCAUUAGUGGCUGUGUCCUUUUACUCCAUAAGCCGAAACGAGCAGAACUGGACCAAUGCCCUGGAGUUUUCCCCCGACCGUUUCCUUGCUGGAAAUGAAAGCUCCUCGGGUGCCUUGAUGCCAUUUUCCAUUGGUCCCAGAAAUUGCAUCGGCCAACAGUUUGCAAUGAUUGAAGCUCGUAUCCUGUUGGCCAAGCUCCUGCAGAACUUCAGUUUCAGCCUGGUUCCGGGACAGAACCUGGGGUACGUCGUAGACACCACUCUGAAACCAAAGGACGGAUGCCAGGUCUUCAUAACGCCAGUGGACGAGAGUGUGCAUCAACCCACCGGCAGCCAGUAAGACUGAGAAGGAUCAAGGCAUGUCCCCACCUUGAAGGUUAAACUGACAUCACACAAGACUCUUUUUUAGUGUUUACAUUACGAGUUGGGUCAGUGACACAUAUUGCCCCACCCUUUAGUGGAUGGGGGAAGCGUAAAAGACCUGAUCCCUUACACGUGCCAUACACGUGUUCUAAAUGUUACAGCAACUAUGAUUUCUGUUGCGAGUAUUAAAGUUUAGGUUAAGCAAACACCUUGGCAAUAGGUGUCAUGGAACCAUUCAAACAAUUUAUCUAUGAGCAGGCCACAAUGCCCAUUAUAACACAUCUCUUGCUGGUUCUUUAUCCUGGUUGGCUGAAAUACGGUCACAUGUAGUUCACUCAUAUGAGCUCGAUUGCAGAAUACUCCACCACCCCGCAUGAUCAACCUCAUAGCCAGGUACAGGUCAAAGUGUCAUACUCUUCUCAAGGGAUUUUCACCAAGUUGUACCC